This is a messenger RNA of Podarcis lilfordi (Lilford's wall lizard), 4834 nucleotides long. Lineage: Eukaryota; Metazoa; Chordata; Lepidosauria; Squamata; Lacertidae. The record is from the annotation of a GenBank genome assembly.
UGGCGCGGGGCAUUGUGGGCGUCGGCGCAGGCGCACUCGCGGGGUCAUCAUGGCGGCCCGUGUCCUCCUGCUCUCCUCCACCUGCCUCCGCCGCCGGUGCUGCAGCGGGAGCCGCGGCUUCUUCUCCGCCUCCUCCUCGACGCUCGGACGUCUCAGCCUCCCGCUACCGCCCGCCUCCCGCCUCGCUUUCUUGGCCCCCCUCCUGCCGCCGGGACCCGCCAGGCUGACGCCGCAGGUGAAGAGCGCAGGCGGGAGCCCGUCCGGUGCAGCGCAGGGUUGGGCUUUGCAGGCCGCCCGGGAUCCCGAUGCCGGGAUCCCGAUCCCGGGAUCCCGAUGCUGGGGAUCCCGAUCCCCAGCGGAUCGCGCAAGAUUCGGGGUUUUAUCGUUUUAUCGUUUUCCUGCUCCGCCUUUCAACCAACAAAUGGCUGAAAAUAAUGAAAUUAAUUAACACAGCUAAAGCUGGAUCAAGAAUAGCGACAAAGAACGGGGUCAAAACCUGAAGCAGCAUCGACUCCCCGCUGCAUGAGGGUGGUGCCUCCCCCUCGUGGCCCUUCUUGGCCUUUUACUGCUGCCAUGGGGAGAUGAUUCUGCUGCUGCUGCUUCCUUGGUGGGGUAGUCCCAGUUUCGUUUAUUCUUGCAUUUGUUACCACUUUGAGGUUUAAAUCUCUUUCCGUUGUUGUUUUUUGCAAUCAAGCGGUAUGUAAAUUUUAUGAAAUAAAUAAGUGAAUCUAUGUAUGUGCUACGCCUCCCCUCCAAGGAGCUCAAGGUGGCAAGGAUGGUUCUUCCAUCUCGUUUUAUCCUCACAACAGCCCUGUGAGGAAGGAGAGAGAGAGAGAGAGAGAGAGAGAGACCAAGACCAGCCCAAUGUUGCCCAGUAAGCUCUGUGGCUGCGUUGAGGAUUUUGAACUUUGAGGUCUCCCUGGUCCUAGUCUGGGCACUGAACCACACUGGCCCUGGAUUGUAGGCUGGGCUUCCUUCACAAGCGCAAGGUGCUUUGCCAUGAAAUGGGAGAUUUUAUGUGCACACCAAGGCAGCAAAUGCCCAGUGGAAAACCCCUUGCACUGCCCUCCCUGCUUUUGGAGUUCCCUGUGGCAUCUGAUCCCUAGGAAUUAUAUUCUGAGACUCUGCUUUUCAGCCAAAGUUGUUUUUUUGAAGGUGCAUUUAGUUUGCCAUAAAUUUUAGGGCUUGAGAAUGAUCUGUCAGGCUCAGAUUUUCAGGAGAUGUGUUUCAAAAUCAAACAUGCACAUUGCAGUGUCUCCAUCUAUGAAUAUCUGGGGAGCUUUAAUGACCAGUUCUUUUUAGGUGUCACCUGUAAAGAGUUAGUAUUUCAGGUGAGGGUGCUGAGGAUAUUCCCAAAUCAUGAAAAACAUAUCUCUGGCUUUUCCUAUAGGUCUCUGGAACGUUGCUUCAAUUAUGUCGUCAUUACUCUGAGAUGCCUCCAUUGACCCUGGAUAACAUCAAAGAUCGAGUUCUUUACGUCCUGAAACUGUAUGAUAAGAUAGAUCCAGAAAAAGUGAGUAACUGUGUUGCAGCUUCUGUUUUGACCCUCUUUUUCUUGAGUCCCAGAUUCUUCAUGUGUAUGAUUAACAUACAUUUUGCACUGGAGCAAACUGCACCUUUGAAUGAACCACAAAGGUGUGUUCCCUAUCUUCCUAAAACUUUGUGCCAGCCCAAACAGGUCAUCUGUUAUGGCCAUAGCAGAUGAUAGGAAGAAAGUUGUCUCUCUGGCUUAAUGAAACAAGUGAGCAUCCAGACACCAAGAGGAAAUAGGAAAUGAACAAUAAGGGGUGGGGGGAAUUUCACUUUAAGAUUGUCCAGUAAUGGGAACAAAGUCAGAACAAUGUUCUGGGUGGAGUGGAGAGAAGACCUCUAUAUGUAAUAAAACCCAAAUCUCCCUGGAGUCUUUGGCCCCUAUUUUCUUACUUUUGACAUUAUUUUGAUGGUUAUUGACAUUGUCCGUUAUACCAUAAUUUGGGGUUUUCUAUUUUGUCUUCCAGCUCUCGGUAACUUCCCACUUCAUGAAAGACCUGGGCCUGGACAGCUUGGACCAAGUGGAGAUCAUCAUGGCAAUGGAAGAUGAAUUUGGUAAUGUGUUUGAUGUAUGCAAAUACAUCUCAAGAUGUGCCUGUUAGAAUGUCACAAGGUCAGAGUGUGCCUGCUGUGGAGCUCAGUCUUAAUUGAGAAAAAACAGAAUUUAAUACAUAACAAAGUAACACUCCUGGGCAGUUGCUCUGAGCAUCUGAGUUAGACAGGCCUGGAAUGCAGAUGUUUUCAUCUUCCAUAACAUUGGCAACAGCCCACCUAGUGUGCCCUUUGAUGUCUCUGCCACAGUGUCAGGGAACAUCAACUCUGUGGCAUUCCUUUGGCAAAGCAGUCUGGGCAUUCAUUCUAGCAGGGAUAGCCAACAUGCUGCUUUCCAGAUGUUGCUGUGCUGUUCACCAUCUCUGACUGGGCUGGGGCUGCUGUGAGUUGUAGUUUAACAACAUCUGGAGAACACCAUGUUGGCUACUCACAUCAUUAUACAAACUGCCCAACUAGGCUUUUAAUGUGACAAUCCUUUCAUUCUCCUUAGAUAUGCACACAUUUCCCUUUUCUCUCUUAUUUGACCUUUUAGUAUAAAUUUACACUCACUUAGUUUCUCUCUAUAUUGGUGUUUCCCACAGUUCUCCAUGGCACAUCGGUCAUUACACCACUUCCUUGCUUAGGCUCGCCCAUCUUGCACUGCUGUGCAUACUGAUAUGUGAUUUGGACUUGUAGGAAUUUAUACCAGGUCAGAUUAUAUUUGUCUUUCAAGUCCAGUAUCAUCUACUCUGGCAGCAGCGCUCCAGAGCCUCCGGCAAAGAGAGACAUCCCCAUCAGCUGUUUCCCUGGUCCUUUUAAGUGCAGAUGCCAGUAGCUGAAUUAGGGACUACCUUCAUCUAGAAAAAAAGGGGGGGCACUGGGUUGUGGUCCAUCUCCAGUUGCAUUUCUGACAAGACUACUGGAAAAAGAUGGAGCUCAUGCAUUUUAGCAUAGCCCAGCUUGCUGAACUGCCUUCACUGAUAUAAGGGGCCUGGUACGUUACCCAAACUGCUUCUUCUUUGGUGAUCAUUUGUAGCCAUGUAAGAUUGUCUUCCAUUAAUAUGGUCUUAACAGUGAGUCUGUAGGUGACUGUGGAGGCCAAUUCUGGAUCCACACAUCCUUUCACAGUGGCGCCAUAGGUUUCCGGGUGAGAGUUGAUCACGGUGAGGAUUUGCCAAACGUGCCUUCCUCUUAGCACGUUUCUGCCUUUUAUCCCGAGUUUGUGCUUCUUCAAAUUACAUGACACCUUUGGUAGAGGCUGUUCUCCAGUUGGAGCGCUUACAGGCCAGUGUUUUCCAGUUGUUGCUGUUUAUACUACAUUCUUAAAGAUUUGGGGACCCAAACUAUAGUGAUGCUCAUUGGUAGUUGGAUAAAUUGCUUCUGUUAAAUUCCCUUUCCCUCCCCUUACUCUUUAGUAGCACUUUAAGCAGUUUCCGGGAGAAUCUCAUAAGCAAUAAUGUGCUUACGAGCUGUUCUUGUAUGUUUACACCCUGACUCCCAGGGGACACAGAUCAUUCUGUUAACUUUCCUGCACUACAUGGCACCCCCUUUGCCCCUCCUUUGGAAAACUACAGCAUGAUCCCUUGUCUUGUUGACUGAGAUUCCUUCACCUCUGGACUAAACAGGCCACAUCUUUUUCAGGAUUUGAAAUCCCUGAUGUGGAAGCAGAGAAGCUGAUGUGUCCACAAGAGAUUGUAGAUUACAUUGCCGAUAAGCAGGACGUGUACGAAUAAUUGUUUGUGUUGAGCUGAGUAAGUAGAGACUCCUGCUGGAAGGAGUGUGCAGUGGUCUUGUGGCAGAAAACCUGCAUGGAGUGAUGCUCUCCUCAUUCAGAGGGCAUCUGAUGCAAAGGAAGCAGAAGAUGGACGUCUUGAGGAGGACUUCAUGCUCUUCUCACUGCAAAGGCAUCGGGCUCUGCUAGAUAGAGAAUCUUGGGUAGCUUGGAGCAGCCCCUGUUAAAACUUCUUUGGGAGGGUGGAUUAUUUGAUUCAUGUUUUGCUUGGGAAGGCCUUGGGAGCCUGCUGCCUCUCCUCGCUGGUGUUACUACACUUGCUUGAGGACACAGCCUUCUAUCUGUGUCCAUAAGCCACCUUUCCAUGUUCAUGGAAUAAGCAACACGCAGCUGUGGGAAGUUACCCUGUUGCUAAGGAAACAUCAUCCCCCUGUGACGUCCUUUUGGAGUUGAGGCUACUGCAAGCUGGCCUAACACAUUUUGCCAAAUACAGAGGAACACAGCAAAGGUCCUGUUAUGACUAGGUAGCUGAAUGCCCCUAGACUAGAGCUUUUCCGGAAAAGGGAGCACUUUUUCUAAAGUAAAAUGCAAGGCAAAGUGCAAGAAGAGUAAGUGAAGGCUGUUCCAGAGUGGAGAGGAAGCAAUAACUGGCAUUGGAAGUUGAAAAGGUGACUAGGGGUGGGGGUAGAAUGAGAGAUUGAGUUUUAGCUCUAUAACAACCUCCCUUUUCUUUAUGAUCAGUCAAAACCAUGUCAAAAGGAAGUGGAACCCCCUAGUUUAUAAGGAAGUAUUUCACUGUGUGUAUUACUUCUCGGUGAUCUUUUUGAGUUUCUAAACCAUACGUGUCUCCCUCUCCCUUCCACAGGUGACUUUGUUCUGUCGUGAGGGCUAGGAUGAUGUCAGCAGGAAGAGGGGACCGUGUCAUGGAAGCUCUGUGCUGUAUUGAAUCACUAUUACGCUCAGAGGAAUAGUCCUGUUGGCUGCUGUAUUUAAAGCUGUGUAAUAUAUGUUGGCCUCCAAAAUAAAAAGACUGAUACUGAC